AUGAAGACUUCCAGCAUUGCUCUCAUCAUCGCCGCUUUGGCCAUUGGAGCCCUUGCGAUACCCAACAAAAUCCGUGCUGCUGGCGAUGAGGCAUGGAAGGAGGCGAACUUGGAUCGUCGUGCCGCCGGAGAUGAGGCUUGGAAAGAGGCCAAUCUUGGAAAGCGUGGAGCUGGAGAUGAAGCUUGGAAAGAGGCUAAUCUCGGACGCCGUAGUGCUGGAGAUGAAGCUUGGAAGGAAGCUAACCUUGGAAAGCGAGGAGCCGGGGACGAAGCUUGGAAAGAAGCUAACCUUGGAAAGCGUGGAGCUGGAGAUGAAGCUUGGAAAGAGGCUAAUCUCGGACGCCGUAGUGCCGGAGAUGAGGCUUGGAAGGAGGCAAACUUGGGAAGACGUGGUGCUGGAGAUGAGGCAUGGAAGGAAGCCAAUCUUGACUAA
Molecule: messenger RNA, 432 nt
Organism: Trichoderma breve
Lineage: Eukaryota; Fungi; Ascomycota; Sordariomycetes; Hypocreales; Hypocreaceae
Exons: 2
Coding region: 1-432 (143 amino acids)
Source: RefSeq, a predicted model, not a curated record